GUCCUUCUGAGGUCUGGCUAAACUGUAAGGAUCUGAAGUGGAACCUUCCCGAAGACUUCAUUGACUCUGGGCAGACUUCAGCAUCUCUUCCUGAUUAUUCUCUGCAAACUCUUCUUGGAAGCAUUUUAGUUCACCAUUACUAAAUCUGUUUCAUUCUUCUUUUAUCAGCAUGUCAAGCCCUCUCCAGUUUUUAAACCACUCAAAUCCAGGCAGGCUUGCUACGGCCCAAAGCAAAGGGCCUCACAAGGCUAAGCCAUCGGAACUCAGGCAUCUAUCAACUUACACAUCUCGGAAAAAUAGCCCAGGGGCUUGUUUUGAUCCACCUCUUGAAGUGGUUCCGACAAGGAACCCAAUCACGUGCAACAAAAGGGCAGCUGACCCAGUCCAUCCUGACCUUGCUGGUUUGUUGGUGAAAUACAAGAAUCUUUUAGCUGAGCUAAGAAAUCCUCGAAACAAACUUUUCAUAAAAGAAACUUCAUUGCAAGAGAUGAAGAAUGAGCUAGAAAGUUACAAAGAAAAUAAUGUGCAACAGUCUUUCCAGAUAAUGUCCCUGAAAGAUGAUAUCAAGGACCUAGAAGAACUUAUUGCUUCUCUAACCCGAAUUAAAUCUUUGAAAAACACCAAUAUUCAGAGUCUUGAAAGAGGCAACUGGGAUCUAACUAGAAGAAUUAUAGAACUAGAAAACCUUCUAAGAGUACAUCUGAUUGAAAGAAAAAAAGCAGAGGAAAAAGUAGACCUUUUGGAGAAAAAGUUAGCAGGUGUUAACAGAUUCACCCCUUAUAUGAGUAUGAAAGAACAAGAAGACAGUUUCAUGACGAAGAGAGCUGAAGGCCUCCAGCAGGAAGUUCGGAUGCUCACUAAGCAAUUGGAGAAGCAGUAUCAUCACUGUGAAGAAACUGCUGGAGAAUCAUCUGAUACUGAGGAAAAGUAUAAGGAACAAAAAAGACCCUUGAAACGUCUGGAAGGAAAAAUUGCUAUUAAUGACCUUUUUCCAGGGAGAUUAGACUUGGACACGAACAAAGAAAACUCCCAGACUAAGAUUUCCCAGAUGGAGCAUGGCAAAACAUUCAAGCAGCUAGAGAAAGACAACAAGCAAGAAACAUUACUGAAUAUUCAGCAGAAUUUGAAGGUUGUUACAACUCAAAGAUUAGAGGAGAAAAUUCAUAAACUUCAGAAACAGCUCAGUGACUUGAAAUUGUCAAAUAAAAAUAUGAAAGCUCAACUGACAAAAGUAAAUGUCCUUAAAGACAAAACAAUUGAGAAGCUCAGGCAAUCUUUAACAAAAGUUGAAGCAAUGAAAGGGAAGGCAGUUAUGGAAACAGACUUGAAAACUACAGUAGACUCUGCUGAACAAGACGCAAGGUGGGACAAAGAGAGGGCCCAUCAAAUGUUACAAACCGUCACUCCUGAGCUCUGCACAGCAAAGAGCACACUUGAAGAAGUACCGGGACAACAAGAAGAGCUUGUUGACUUUCGAGAAACUAUUAUGAAGAUGUUGGGAUUUAACAUGAAAACAGCAGACAAGAAAAUCAUCAGUCACCUAAGGCUUAUUAUACAAGUAUAUGAAGCAUCUGACACAUCAAAGAUUGCUUCUGCAUGUGAGACUGGAUAGGAUAACAAAUAAAGAAUUUCUGCCAACCAGAACUCAGCAGACAUGGACAUUUCCUCCAGCAUCUUGAA
Kogia breviceps (pygmy sperm whale) is the source of this 1680-nucleotide messenger RNA. The record is from RefSeq and is a predicted model, not a curated record. Lineage: Eukaryota; Metazoa; Chordata; Mammalia; Artiodactyla; Physeteridae.